CGUUGUCAGGUGGUGCUGUCGCUGUGGAAAGAUGCGAUCAGAAAAGAGCGGAGGCUUUUCCUUAAUUGCUCAUUUCGGUAACAGAGGCUAAAACAACCUGAAACCAACCCACCUCGGUGUCUUCUGGUCGGGAAACAAACUCCACAUGCAUACAGCAGCGUUCACCCACGAAAUGUCCAUGCUGUAACACGACAACAUAGACUUUACCCGGCGGUUUUGGCUCGAGUCAGCCAGGAGGAUUACUGCUGAAGGCCAAAGAGCUCCAGAAUGUCUAAGCGGCGCUCGUCAGAGAGGGGGGCUGGAGAGACCUCAGGCAGGGCCAGCAAGCUUCUGUGUCCCGGGAUAUCUGGUAGUAACGCCAAGAGAGCUGGGCCCUUCGUUCUUGGGCCUCGCCUCGGUAACUCUCCCGUGCCCAGCAUAGUGCAGUGUCUGGCCCGGAAGGACGGCACAGAUGACUUCUACCAGCUCAAGAUCCUGACACUGGAAGAGCGAGUGGACUCUGCCGGGGAGACCCAAGAGGAGAGGCAGGGAAAGAUGUUGUUGCACACAGAGUACUCCCUUCUUUCUCUGCUGCACAACCAAGAUGGGGUGGUGCACCAUCAUGGCCUCUUCCAGGACCGUGCCUAUGAGAUCGUAGAGGACAUAGAGGCUAACAAAGUGCGCAAGAUGAAGAAGCGGAUUUGUCUAGUACUGGACUGCCUGUGUGCCCACGACUUCAGCGACAAGACAGCUGACCUAAUUAACUUACAGCACUACGUCAUCAAGGAGAAACGACUGAGUGAGCGCGAGGCCAUUGUCAUCUUCUAUGAUGUGGUGCGUGUCGUGGAGGCCCUGCAUAAGAAAAAUAUUGUGCACAGAGACCUCAAGCUGGGCAACAUGGUGCUGAACAAACGGACUCACCGUAUCACCAUCACCAACUUCUGCUUGGGAAAGCACCUGGUGAGUGAGGACGACCUGCUGAAGGACCAGAGAGGAAGUCCAGCAUACAUCAGCCCUGAUGUACUGAGUGGUCGGCCAUACCGUGGUAAACCCAGUGACAUGUGGGCUCUUGGUGUGGUGCUGUUCACCAUGCUAUAUGGCCAGUUCCCUUUUUAUGACAGCAUACCUCAAGAGCUCUUCCGGAAGAUCAAGGCUGCUGAGUACUCCAUCCCAGAGGAUGGGCGUGUGUCAGAGAGCACAGUGUGCCUCAUCCGUAAGCUGCUGGUGUUGGACCCUCAGCAGAGGCUGACCGCAGGAGAGGUGCUGGAGUCCCUCAGUGCCAUCAUUGCCUCUUGGCAGUCGGUUUCAUCAUUGAAUGGUCCCCUCCAAGUAGUGCCGGAUAUUGACGACCAGGUCAACCACCCAGAGCAUCUGCAAGAGGCCAAGGUGACAGAGGAGUCUUCGCAGUACGAAUUUGAGAACUACAUGCGCCAGCAGCUACUGUUGGCUGAGGAAAAGAACACUAUCCACGAGGCCAAGAGCUUCCUCACCAAGCGCCAGUUUGGCAGCAUCCCGCCUGUUCGGCGCCUGGGCCACGAUGCCCAGCCUGUCAGUCCCCUAGAUGCCGCCAUCCUGGCACAGCGUUUCCUACGGAAGUAGCCCCUGACCACUCACCCCAGACUCUCUGGCCUCCCCCAGGUGGUGAGAGACACGUGGAGUCCAGAGAGGCCUGAGGAGGAUAAGCCCCAAAACUGAACUCACUCAUCGGAGGCCCGGCCCAAACCUGGGUUGGGGAGCACCUUUAGGUGGGCUUUAGGCAAGCUAAGGGGAGUAGGCACGAGGAGGAUAUGAGAAUGAACUGCUCACCUGGAACUUCACUCGCCAUGUCUUGGAUCCUCGAAAAAAAAUGUAGCGGGGAAGGCCUGGAAGAAGAUCUGCACCAAAGGUUCCUCGCCCUCAGAUCACCCACAGUCAGAUCACACCAUGCAACAACCUAAUGGCACAGUCACCCAUGGGCUACCACAGUGCUCUGCCUAGAGUAUUGAAGAGACUAUUAACCCCAUAUUCCUGCUCCUUUGAGAUUUCCCUACUGUAACACUUUCGCCAUCUACUCUGGGUCCUCUGAGCAAUACAGGACCAGAAUCAUGUAGCAACCCCCUCUUCCUCUAGCUGUCAAUGGUAUUGCCUCAAGUCAGAUCACCUGAUCAGAGAUGUCACUCCUCUAUACCUCCACAUCCCAUCCUCCCUCUAUUUCCUUCUUUCUCUUCCUCUCUUCUAUUUUCCGGUAUCCAAAAUGAUCUUGAGUGGUCCUGUCUGUAACUAUGACUUCAAAUCAAUCUACCUCUCUGUCUCUCUUCUCUGUCAGUAAACCAUGCUCACUGUUCUUGAGAAAAACAAGGGAUUGUAAAAGGGGAGUCGUGAUGCCACCAUUGACAUUAAGCAUUAAUGUUUUCUGUCAGUGAUAAUGGUUUUGAAACCUUUUCAGUGGGUUACUCUCACAAUCUGAAUAAGCUUUUUUCAUAUUAACCUUAAUAAGUAGCAUUUUACCCCUUCUUUUGACAUUGAAGAUACUGAAUUAUCAAAGUAUAUGCGCACGCAUCCUUUGAUAUUCACAGAAAGCAUUGUCUCUUACUUUUGCUCAUACCUGUGUAAAUCUAUUUUUAGCACCUAGGCAGCUAGUGUCAGGUACCUGGAAGUCACAAUGCCAAGAACUGAAUGAGGAAACACUGUUGGAUCCUCCCUGCCAAGGCAUGUUGGUGGUAACUUUUCCUCAGUGCCCUUACAGUGAAGAUCAGGCACUAUCAUAUUUCUCUUGCCAAAAAUCAUGUCUUAACAAAUUGUUAGCCAAGGAACUGAUACCUCCAGCUUCAUUCAGAAUCAAAUGGCUUCCAGGUAUUCCAACUUCCCUGUUUCUCUUUAUCAAGACAGAUCAUGGGACAAAUGUUUUCAGUAUGAAUGUGAACUAUCACGCAAUGCUUUGAUUUGUGUGCAGUAUCUGUGAGAGUGCGUGUGUGUGUGUGUGUGUGUGAGAGGGAGAGAGAGAGAGAGUGUGAGUGUGCGUGCGUGCGUGCGUGCGUGCGUGCGUGCGUGCGUGCGUGCGUGUGUGUGUGAUUGGGCUAGAGUGUGUGUCAGGCAAAGAUAAGGGUCUGCAGUGUUGAAGAGUUGUUAAACUCUUGACAGUCACAGACCCCUUAAGCUAUCCUCCAAUCUCUUUUAUCUGGCCUGCCUCAGUGGCAGACACUGUGAAAACCAGAGCAGGCUUUGCUAAGACAGGGGCUUCGACUGAACGGUUCAGCGAAUUCCCUCUGUCAUAAACGCUUAGUUAAGAUUGGAAAGUAUCACAUAAUAUCAUCCCAUUGCCAUUCACAAGCCCUUGCUUUAGCUUGACUUGUACAUGCUUGUAUUAUCUCGCUCUCUGAGAGACUAGCCGGUUGCUGGUAAACAAUACUGUAAAAUUUCAUAGAGAAAUCAAAAUAUAAAAUCAUAGGUUUUAAGUUUAGUUGGUAGGUCCUUUUGUCUACUGAUGCAUUCUCAUCUUUAUCAAAGGGAUUCUCCUAAAUAUGGCAAAGCUACUAACCUGUGACUAUGUUAAGCAUCUGUACACUGCAACUUGCCUUUGCGUACUGGUAUCUGCUUUAGGCUUUUUAGACUUCUUCCUAUUUAUAUCCAAACUGAUCGCAUGAAUAGAGGCUCUGGCCUAUUUCCAAAUGUCUUUUCAUACUACUUUCUCCUUUCCUUCUUUGUAAUUUCAUGCAAGUUGAUAUGUUAUUUAUUCACUUGUUUAGACUUUUUUUUUUUUUUUUUUUUUUUUUUUUUUUUAAACCCUUGAGCCAUUGGGGCAGGUAUCACAGACAUGCAUUAUGCUUAGUCAAAAAGGUCCCUUUGAAUGGAGAUAUCUUUUGAUAAAAGUUUCAUAGUCUAGGACUAGGCUUAAAUUCAUGUCCACGACACAGUCCCCAAAUCUCUUUGCUCUCACAGCUUUAAACAAGAAGUGUUUGCAGUUUGAAUAGUUUCUUUUAAAAUGUUUCCACUUUAGCCAUUGCAUUUACUUCCUUUUCAGCCGCAUCUGAAAGAGCAGCAUCUGUAUUGUUGUUGUGUUAUUUUUUUCCUCCUUAAUUAAGUUUCUUGCCAUUUUGCCACAAACUCUGUGGCCAACUUAAGCUACACUAAUAAUGAGACUGACUUUUGCAUAGUUCUAUUUUUUACAGAAAACAAAAUGAUAUUCGCACAUUAUCUUGAUUUACGGGAGUGAUUUGUAGUGUUUUUCUAUCAUCAGCCCAGACCCAUACAAGGCUGCACUCUCUGGUCAGUAUGUAAAUAUGUACCAUCAUGACUGCGCCAGUCAUAUUGUAUGUAGUGCCACCCAAUGAAACGUUUCCAACUCUGUUUCAACACACACCGAUUGACAUGCAUUAGAGGCCACGUUGGCCAUCAACCACCACAUUUGGAGGUAACAGAAAACGUAAUGAGAACUGAUAGCUUGCUCCCACCUCAAUGUGAAUUCCAUGGGUAUAAAGCAGUAUUUUAGUAGUGUAGGUUGUUCAUCAGAAAAGGGUGUUUCAUGAGCACCAUAGUCAUCGUUGAACACUAACAUAAAGUGAUUGUCUGUGGCAAACAUCAGGCACCAUCUUCCAUGAGGCCCAGUAUAGCUGUUGAAUAGUAACUAUAGGCUCGAUAGACCUUUGAUAUUGAUGUAUUAUCUGUCUCCCCUUAUCAAAAAGUGUUUUUCACAUCCUAGCUAGUGGAUUUUACCACAUUUGAUGUUUGUUUUACAGAGUUGUAUUGGUAGACUGCAAUGUUCUGUGGACUGAAAAGCAUGGAAAUAGUGUGAGGUUAAACUCUUUGUGAAAGAUGUGACUUUUGCAUGAUUUUGAACUUGCAAGGUGUGCCACAACAACCGAUACAAAUCAGAAAAUAAUUUUUACUAUGGGUUUUACAGAAAAGAUCUACAGCAACAGCAAAAAUCUCUUCCUCAGUUACCGUACUGUACCGUCGUCUGCCGCUUCCUCAAUUAAAUGACUGAUAAAAUGUUUUUUUUUUUUUUUUCCAAAAAGUUCAAUUUGUAUACUGAUUUUCACCCUGAUUCUAAAAUACACUCUUCAGUAUAUAACUAAUAUAUUGGCCCUUCUGACUAUUUCAACUGGAAACUAGAUAAUGGUAUAGGAUUUGAUAUGUGGUGGUAGAUAGUUGAAACCCAAUGGAAUAAUGUGUUGUAAGCUGCUUGGUUGGAUAUGGGCAUCUAGAUACAAAAAACUGCGUAAUUGUACAGAUGAAAAACACGUUUGUAUAAAAAACAUAUUUUUGUACUUCAUCAGAUCUCUACAUGCAUGUCAGCAAUAAACUUUGAUAUGGAAACAUUC
Molecule: messenger RNA, 5279 nt
Organism: Myripristis murdjan (pinecone soldierfish)
Lineage: Eukaryota; Metazoa; Chordata; Actinopteri; Holocentriformes; Holocentridae
Gene: stk40
Product: serine/threonine kinase 40
Exons: 12
Coding region: 268-1578 (436 amino acids)
Biological process (GO): protein phosphorylation
Molecular function (GO): protein kinase activity; ATP binding
Source: RefSeq, a predicted model, not a curated record